This is a messenger RNA of Penicillium cosmopolitanum, 2307 nucleotides long. RefSeq names its product putative signal transducer. Gene Ontology annotation, molecular function: ATP-dependent H2AZ histone chaperone activity. Gene Ontology annotation, biological process: regulation of DNA-templated transcription; chromatin remodeling. The transcript has 2 exons. Lineage: Eukaryota; Fungi; Ascomycota; Eurotiomycetes; Eurotiales; Aspergillaceae. Gene Ontology annotation, cellular component: nucleus. The record is from RefSeq and is a predicted model, not a curated record. The coding region runs from base 1 to 2307 and encodes 768 amino acids.
AUGACGGACAUUAUGGAAGAAGACCCCUCUUCGGGGCUCGUCUCCUCAUCCGAGGAAGAGGACGAGAUUGAAGAACAGAAUGAGCAAAUCGUCGAGUCACUAGUCUCAGGUCGUGCGAAACGAAGCACCGCUGGCCAACACAUGUCCGCCCUAAUCGAUGCCGCCGCCGAUGACGACCUCACCCUACUUUUUGAGGAAGUGGAAGAUGACAACGAAUUCGCGAUGGAUGUGGAAGCCGCAGAGGAAGAUGAUAUGGGCCUGGAAUCCGAUGACGAUGAUGAUGACGACCAAGGGCCCAAUGCCAACAACGACUACGAAGGUGAAAAGCAACUACAGAAGGAUGAGCGCAAGAAGCGUCGAGCGCAGAAUGACCUCCGAUUCCAAACCUUGCGCAAGCGAGUCAAGAUCGAUCCUAUGGCCGUCUCCACGCCAUCCGCCCUACCCCCGCCUCGCCCGAAGAAGAAAUCAGAACGAAUCUCCUGGAUCCCGACCGUCGAAGAUGGACCCGUACGAUCCUCGUCUCGCCGGCAAACUAUGGUUAAUAAGGAGAUGACACAUGCUCGCUUAAAAGACAGUCAGGAAAAACGUAUCCGGAUCAUCGCGACAAUGAAGGAAGCGGAGAAACGGAAGGCGCAUUUGAAACCGAAAAAAAUGUCACAGGAAGAUCACCUCGCGGAGGCGGCAAGGAUAGAACGACUGAAUAGCAAGAGUCUCAACCGAUGGGAGAAGACCGAACGGAGAAAGGCAGAGGAACGGCGGGCGCGCAUCGAAGCGUUGCAAAAUCGCCGCCUCGAGGGGCCUGUCAUGUCCUACUGGAGUGGUCUGGCUACGUGGGUGAAUGGCCGCUUGACACGGGUUGGCAAGGUCGAUAUCAAGGCCAAGCCGGAGAAGGAGGAGAAGAAGAAGGCAAAGAAGGAGAAGGAAGAGAAGCCCUCGGUGGAAACGCAAGCCGGCCAGAGUGCGACGACGCAACCAGCGCCCACAACCACACAGCCUGAAGGUGUUCCUACCACCGCGCCAUCUACAUCAUUAACACAGCCUGCGCAACCAGCUGCAGCAGCGACCACACAAUCUGGAAAUCCGACUGCUCCUGUACAACUCCCAGCGGAAGUGCCAGCGCAAGCUGCGGGUGCGAAUGCGAAUGUGAAUGCGACUACACAACCUGAAAACACAUCUGCGCCGGCAACUGCGGCAGAGCCCAUAUCUACCCUACCUCCUCGGGAACCACCCAAAGACGGCCAAAGCCCAGAGACGAACGCCAAUCCUGAAGAAUCAAAAUCAGAUCAGCCAGUGGCAAAUACCUCCGAUAAGCUGAUCGAGCCUACCGAACCAGAAAGCACGGGAGCUACCCCGAAAUCGCCUGAGAAGCAGCCAGUAUCAGACGUCGAAAACCAUGCAUCGCGUGCCUCUAAUUCACCAAGCAAAGUAUCGCAGACGGCACCUCCUGCGGACUCAUCAAAUGAGGACCAAGCCAUGGACAUCGACCAACCCGCGACACCAGCCGAUCCCCCCAAGGCUGAGGCGCCAUCACAAGAGCAAGCAAACGUACCUGUGGCAGGCAGUGAUACCCAAGUGGCUUCAGGAGAUGUGCCUCAGGUCAGCACCGAAACAACCGCUACGAAACCCCUGUCCGACGAUGUUACAGAUGCUGCAUCUACCAACCCUCCAUUGGACUCUAAGACCCCUUUGGCGUCUUCCCCCGAUGCGGCCCCGCUGCACACCACGCCACCCGUUGUGCCCGCAAUGCAGGGCGAUCCCAGCCAUCAAUCACAAGGCGAAUCGCCCGCUGUGAUAGAGGGGUCUGCGCAGCCAGAGCAUCCACCACCCCCGCCAGUUAUCGAAUACACGGGCCGCAAUUUGACGAUUCUCGAGAAUUUCGACGAUCGCACGGCGCACAGCAAGAAGUUUAGUAUGUACUUCAAUGCCAAGAAGCCUCCGCGCUUGACCAAAAUCUCAUCAUCGCUAUGUGUCAUCACCUCAUUGCCAUCGCGAUAUCGUGAUCCCGAAACAUCACUCCCUUACGCAAAUUCCUACGCCUAUGGGCAAAUCCGCAAGAUGCUGUCCCAAGGGUACAUCUGGAGCUCGAUGCUAGGCUGCUUUGUCGGGGCUGCCGAGACUGCCGCCCGUGGCGUGCCUGAGCGCUUUGUCGGCAAACCAAUCAGUGGCGUGACAGUGAAGCAGGAGGAAGUCAAGGAGAAGGAGAAGGAUACAAAGGCCUCAUCAAAAGAGGAGACCAAGUCGUCAAAGCCUGAUAGUGCCAAAUCUACUGGUGCCAGUGCAGCCGAACCGAUGGCAGUGGAUGCGUAA